Talpa occidentalis (Iberian mole) is the source of this 3731-nucleotide messenger RNA. It is a transcript of the gene TTLL7, whose product is annotated as tubulin tyrosine ligase like 7. Bases 263 to 2554 code for a protein of 763 amino acids. The transcript has 20 exons. The record is from RefSeq and is a predicted model, not a curated record. Gene Ontology annotation, biological process: microtubule cytoskeleton organization; protein polyglutamylation. Gene Ontology annotation, cellular component: cilium. Lineage: Eukaryota; Metazoa; Chordata; Mammalia; Eulipotyphla; Talpidae. Gene Ontology annotation, molecular function: tubulin binding; tubulin-glutamic acid ligase activity.
CCCGCGGGGAGCCAGACAACGCGCGGGCCGCGGAGGGACCGCUUGCAGCUGGAGGCGAGGCACCGGGCUGGGCUGUCCGCACCGGGGUAACUUUUCAUCCCAUAACUCCGGUGUCUUGAAAUCUGAUGAUUCCACCAAGAUAAUGUGAUAGGAACACUCAGUGAUUUGUGACAAUAUCCUCCUUAGACUAAUGCUGGCCUUCCAGAUUAGCUGAGAGCUUGGUACAGUAACACACACUGCUUGUUAACCUGCACAGGCAAUAAUGCCAUCUCUGCCACAAGAGAGAGUUAUUCAGGGACCCUCUUCUCUGGAUCUGGAUUCAGAAUUGUCUUACCAAAGCACUAUGAAAGGGAAAGUAAGAAAGAAGAAAAAGAAAGGUACCAUUACAGCAAAUGUUGCCGGCACAAAGUUUGAAAUUGUUCGUUUAGUAAUAGAUGAAAUGGGAUUUAUGAAAGCUCCAGAUGAGGAUGAAACAAGUAAUCUUAUAUGGUGUGAUUCUGCAGUUCAGCAGGAGAAAAUCUCAGAGCUGCAAAAUUACCAGAGAAUCAACCAUUUUCCAGGAAUGGGGGAGAUCUGUAGGAAGGAUUUCUUAGCAAGAAAUAUGACCAAAAUGAUCAAGUCCCGGCCUCUGGAUUAUACCUUUGUUCCCCGAACAUGGAUCUUCCCUGCUGAAUACACACAAUUCCAGAACUAUGUGAAAGAACUGAAGAAAAAACGAAAGCAGAAAACUUUUAUAGUAAAACCAGCUAAUGGUGCAAUGGGUCAUGGGAUUUCUUUGAUAAGAAAUGGUGACAAACUUCCAUCUCAGGAUCAUUUGAUUGUUCAAGAAUAUAUUGAAAAGCCUUUCCUAAUGGAAGGUUACAAAUUUGAUUUACGAAUUUAUAUAUUGGUAACAUCGUGUGAUCCACUAAAAAUAUUUCUCUACCAUGAUGGACUUGUGCGAAUGGGAACUGAGAAGUAUAUUCCACCUAAUGAGUCCAAUUUGACCCAGUUAUACAUGCAUCUAACAAACUACUCUGUGAACAAGCACAACGAGCAUUUUGAAAGGGAUGAAACUGAAAACAAAGGCAGCAAACGUUCCAUCAAAUGGUUUACAGAAUUUCUGCAAGCAAAUGAGCAUGAUGUUGCUAAGUUUUGGAGUGAUAUUUCAGAACUGGUGGUAAAGACUCUGAUUGUAGCGGAACCUCAUGUCCUGCACGCGUAUCGAAUGUGUAGACCUGGUCAGCCUCCAGGAAGUGAAAGUGUGUGCUUUGAAGUCCUGGGAUUUGAUAUUUUGUUGGAUAGAAAACUAAAGCCAUGGCUUCUGGAGAUCAAUCGAGCACCAAGCUUUGGAACUGAUCAGAAAAUAGACUAUGAUGUAAAAAGGGGAGUACUGCUAAAUGCACUGAAGCUACUAAACAUCAGGACUAGUGAUAAAAGGAAAAACUUGGCUAAACAAAAAGCUGAGGCCCAAAGGAGGCUUUAUGGUCAACAUUCAAUAAAAAGGCUCUUACCAGGUUCCUCAGAUUGGGAACAGCAGAGACACCAGUUGGAGAGGCGGAAAGAAGAGCUGAAAGAAAGACUGGCUCAAGUACGAAAGCAGGUCUCAAAAGAAGAACAUGAAAAUCGGCAUAUGGGGAAUUAUAGACGUAUUUAUCCUCCUGAUGAUAAAACACUACUUGAAAAGUAUGAAAAUUUGUUGGCUGUUGCUUUUCAGACCUUCCUUUCAGGAAGAGCAGCCUCAUUCCAGCGAGAGCUAAAUAAUCCUUUGAAGAAGAUGAAGGAGGAGGAUAUUUUGGAUCUUCUGGAACAAUGUGAAAUUGACGAUGAGAAGUUGAUGGGAAAAACUUCCAAGUCUCGAGGACCUAAGCCUCUGUCUUCUAUGCCUGAGAGUACUGAGGUAAUGAGGAGGAAGUACUACAGCAGUGAGAGCAGUUACGACAGUCACAGCAGUUCUUCAGAAUCAGAUGAAAAAGAAGACUGCCAACAUAAGAAGAGAGAAAAACAAGUUACAUAUAAUCAUAAACAGCCUAACCCCUACAAAUUAAUUCAACAAUCCAGCGCCAUAAAGCGUUCAGUCAGCUGUCCUCGGUCCAUCACUGCUCAAUCAACUCUCAGUGGGGACAGUCGCCCCUUUUCUGCUCAACAAAUGAUAACAGCACCCCGGGCAACUUCAGGGUCUCGAUCACAUUCAUUAAACCGUGCUUCCUCCUAUCAGAAGUAUCUGCCUCCCACGAAUGAUACCAGUUCUGACUCUCAACAAAGUGAGUCUUUGCAGCAACUGAGAACAAAAGAACAAGAAGCCGCUAUGACAAGUCAGACCUUAUUUGUUCUCAAGGACAUGAGGAUCCGGUUUCCAGGAAAAUCCGAGCUAGAAUCAGAACUCCUGAUGGAAGAAAUGAUUGAUAACUGGAAGUUUCAUAAAACAAAGGUAGCUUCAUACUGGCUUAUAAAAUUGGACUCUGUAAAACAACGAAAAAUAAGAACUUUCUUGGUUAUCUUCCGGCUGAAAAAUUCCAUCAGAGGGUUUGCAAGAAUGUCCAGUAAGCUAAAUGAAAGUGGCAAAAAUAGAUAGUGGAAAGAGGUGCUGAACUUGCGACCAAGUGAACCCAGAUUCAGUCGUGCCUCUAGGAGUGAUACCUUCUCAGAAGUUCUCUGAGAUUUGUAAUGAUUGGAAGGUUCUUGUGAGGAGGUGAGACAUCAUACAGGAAGGGGUUCUAGCCUGAGAAGGUUUAAAAUACUAAUUUUCUUUGUUUCCUAUUAACAGUCCUCAUACUAGGCUGUUUCUCUGAUGCAUUUUAUUUUACUAAGAAUUCUUCAUACGUAGACUUAUGUGGGAUAUGUAGAAAUGAGGUAGAAAAUGUCUGUUGGAGUGUUACAUACUGACCAUUGUACUGUUGCCUUAUUAAGCUAGAAAGUGUGCAAGACAGCAAAAGAAACCUAGCUUGUAGAUCAGCUGUGGAAUGUUGAAUUAGAUAAUAUAGAAAUUUCUCUGUUUUUAGAAGGCCAGUGAUUUGACCAAUUUAUGACUAGAUGUGGAUUAAUCAGAUCUGUUCUUUUAGCUGUAAUGAUAGUCAAUAAUCAUUAGAUGGCUUUGUCAGUUCAGUUCUCUGGGAAGAAGAUAUAAGACAGAAUUAGAAGUGAAAGAGAUUUAUAAAAACAAAUACCCCAAAGUUAAAGGGGGGCAGGAAGAGCCUUCAGAUUGCAGUGCAGGUCUGAAAUCUGUGAAUAGAAAGGAGGAAGUUUGGGGAAGAAGAACCUUGGACUUUAGUGAAACUGAGAAAAUCUUAGGCUGAUGGGGAGCUUAGAAAAAGAUUGCCUUGCAGAGGGGUUGCACUGAGUGGAAAUAGCCCCUUUCUGGUGUCUCUUGACCUGGAGCUGUCUAGGGAGAACAUGAGCCUGGCUUGACUGUUGCAGCCAACCUUGAAUUGGGGGGCAGGGAGGAGUGUGCUGUCAGCUAGCAGCGCUCUUGGAAGCAGGUUGAUUCAAUAGCAUGUCUCCAUGCUGCCACAAAAGCUGUGUGUGAUGUGAUUUAACUUGACAAACAUCUUUUGGUUGCCAAUUUUUUACAGCAACUAUGCUAGGCACAAUUGGAGAUUUUGAAGUUGUGUGUCCUUAAUUUACUUGCUCAUUCAAAUAGGCAUUCAAUAGAUGUGGAUUGAGGGACUACCACAUCCAAAGCACUGUUCUAGGUGUGAAAUGCACAAUACUCUCGCUUAAGUCUCUUACUUCUAUUGUAGACCAUGGUUGAA